AUGGCGGCUCUGGUAGCUUCAUGUGAGCCAGGCUCAGCGUUUGUCAUCUAUAAUGGAGAUGUGAGUGGAUUCGCUGGGGCAGCUGAACAGUUCCGACGUUGUUUCACUAAACUUAGAACUCUUCGAAACUCAGACUGUACCAGUGUUAAAACUGAACUAAAUCUACUGUUAGACCUGCUCAUCUCCCAAAAUUACUGCAACGUUGAACACAUCCCAGCACAGGAUGCCUGCAAAUUGCUUGUACACACAAGCCGCCUGGUGCCUUACAGCCAAGAGCAUCUUGUCGUCAAACUGUGCCAACUAAUUCACCAGCUGCUAAACCAGUUACAGGUGAUUGUGGAUGAGCAGGCGCUGGACGAGCUUGUGUCGUACUGUACACGUGCUCUGCAAACAUGCAGCGUGUGGACACACUCAGAGCUGAUGCUGGCACUCUCCUCAGUGCUCUACGGCAAUGGAGGCAGGUGCCAACAGCACAUUCCAGGGCUCCUUGGGCAGACUGGCAUUCUUCUGAAGUAUGGUGACCCCAGUCAGAGUGAUGUUGAGCUCCGGCGCUGUGCUGUCCACUGCAUGGCCAACCUCUGCUUUGGUGUUUCAGGCUAUCCUUAUUUAGAGGACCUGUACAAAGGGGUGUGUUACAGAAGCUUCCUACAAACCCUUCAAUCACCAAAGCCACCCAAUGUAGAUGACAUGGUCUACUGUACGUUGUUGCAAACUGCCCUAAAGGGAAUACAUUAUUUUCUAAAUGGGGGGAAAUGGAAGUCAAGUACCGAUCAGGACCUAGGCUCACUACUAGCUGUACUGAAGAAAUUCAUGUUUUAUGGACUGCCAGGGAUAAAUGUGGAAAUGCCUCAGGUUCUAUACCCAGCACCACUUCCCCAAUAUGACACCAUGCCUGUAACCAAAGCUGAACCUUCCCAAGAUGUACCAGCACAGAAAAAAACACCAGCGAGUAAGAAGCGAAAGCCUCGUGGCAAAGGAAAGAAAACCAGAUCAGAAGAAAAGACAAAUGGAGGAGCUGAGGAGCGUGAGGAUGAUGAGCUGAGCUUGAGGCCACUGAGGAGUGGAGCAGGUGGUGAAUCAGGACGAGCAGAGGGCCACAACGUCUGGCCUCGGUCAUCUGCAGACCUCAGUUUACCUUUUCAGCCAGGAGCGACUCCUCAACUCUACCCCUCCUGGAAGAAAGGGAGCUCGGACUCUGAGUUCUCUGACCCUGAGGGGGGAAUGCAGUCUAAACUCAGGCUGUACCAGGCUCGUGUGCGCCAGAGCGCCCUGCAUUGCUUUUUAGCCUUAGUAAGAUGUGUGGACAAACGGGUCUUGUAUGGCUACUGGUCCUCCUUCAUUCCUGAUACUCCAGGCAUUGGAAGCCCUCCUUCUCUUACCCUUGUCACCAUUACUUUGAAAGACCCAUCUCCCAAGGUGCGUGCGGCAUCGCUACAGGUGCUGUCAGCUUUUCUAGAAGGUUCCCGUCAGUUUCUCUCGGUGGCUGAGGACACUGGGGCCCCUCGUCAAGCCUUUACACCUUUUUCUGCAACACUGGCUGCCAGCUUGAGAGAGCUGCACCGCUGCCUUCUGCUCGCGCUGCUGGCCGAGUCCUCCUCUCAGACCCUAACUCAGGUCAUAAAGUGCCUUGCCCACUUGGUGUCCAGCGUUCCUUACAAGCGCCUAAAGCCAGGACUGCUCAGCCCAGUGUGGAAACAAAUCCGCCCAUACAUCCGGCACAGAGAUGUAAACGUGCGUGUGUCCAGCCUUACUCUUUUGGGCGCGCUGCUCUCAGCACAGGCACCCCUCCCAGAGGUGCAGCUCCUUUUGCAGCAGCCUGGUUCAUCUUACCCUGGAGGCACCACUCCACAAGCUGGCUAUAGAGACCGUAAUGCCAACGUGUCCACUUCCAGUCCAGGCUUGGAGGGGACAGCGGAGACUCAGUGCUGGUUGCUGCAGGUGUGUGUGGCUCUGGUUACUCAGCCGCGAGAGGAGCCCUGCUCGGACAGUGACACGACCGCGUCAGCCCCCUCCCUGGAGCCUUCACCUGUCCGUCUUGAGGCACUACAGGUUCUUGCUCAUCUGGUGAAAGGGUACUUCUCUUUGGCACAAGCAUCUUUGUUGGAGUUGGGUCAGCUUAGUGCUUGCUGUCUCCGGGAACAGGACCCUUCUGUACAGCUACAUGGAGCUAAGCUGUUGGAGGAACUAGGUACUGGGAUUAUCCAGCAAUACAGAGCUGACGCCAACACCCCUGAGAGUGCCAGCCCUGUGCCCGUGUCCCAGGUGGUGCAGUUCUGGUCAGAGGUAUUGACUGGUCCACUGAUCGGAGCUUUACAGAACGAACAGCACCCGACCUUACAGACCAGCGCAUGUGACACGCUUUCCUCCAUCCUACCACAAGCCUUCAGCCAACUUCCCGACAAGACUCAGGUUCUUUGUAUUACAAUAUUGCUUGGGCUGACGUACAGCGAGAAUUCGUUGGUAAAGGCGGCGGCAGUCAGGGCACUGGGUGUCUACAUUCUUUUCCCCUGUCUUAGAGAGGACGUCAUGUUUGUGGCUGAUACUGCCAAUGCCAUUCUCACCGCCCUGGAUGAUCGCUCACCCAACGUUCGUGCCAAGGCUGCCUGGUCGCUAGGCAACCUCACAGACACACUCAUCGUGAACAUGGAGUCAGUCGGAUUGGAUUUUCAGGAGGAGCUCUCGGACAUGCUUCUUCUAAAGAUGCUCAGAUCUGCCACUCAAGCGUCCGGAGACAAGGACAGGGUAAAGAGUAACGCAGUGCGAUCUUUGGGGAAUCUUCUGCACUUUUUGCAGCCGGUACAUCUGAGUAAGCCUGCUUUUUUGCAGCCCCUAGAUGAGGCCAUGAUGGCGCUCAUAGACACAGCCAGAGGGGAUGCUACCAUGAAGGUGCGCUGGAAUGCCUGCUAUGCACUGGGCAAUGCUUUUCAAAACCCUGCCCUGCCUCUGGGCUCUGCAUGCUGGUCUAAAGAAGCAUACUCUGCUCUCUCGUCAAUCGUCACUUCCUGUAAGAACUUCAAAGUGCGUAUCAAAUCUGCCGCUGCCCUCUCCGUCCCUGCUGCCCGUGAGCGCUAUGGAAACACGCAGCAGUUUGCUGAAGUCUGGCAAGCCUUGGCACAAGCUCUCGAGCACAGUGAAGAAACUGAAGAUUUUCUUGAGUACCGCUACUGUGCCAGCUUGCGUGCUGAACUCUGCCAUGCUCUACUUCACCUCCUGUCCCUGUGCCAGUCCAGUGAUGUGUCAGCAAUUGGAGCUUCGCUGAGCGGCCAGUCGAGACCAGUGCUCCAGGGCUUUCUGGUUCACUACCUCACUGAUGUUUCUUUAGCUUCAGGACAUGAUGAUGACAGUGUGAUGAAUGCAGGAAGGCAGACUGAGCCUACUGACAGACUGAAAGUACUGGAUCAGACCCUGCACAGACUGAAGCAGCUGGAAAUGGAGAAUGGAGCUGAAAGUAAAUUUGAUCGUGCCACUAUAAACGGGUUUCUCAAAGAGGUUAUGAAGAGCUGUGAGGUGGUGAAAGCAUCAGAUGCAUUAGACACUGAACAGAUGAACAAGAAGUCACCUCAGUUUUUAUGAGACUGUCGUCAUGCCAAUAUGAUUUACAGAAAUUUAAACUACAUCAUAAACCACAUCUUUAUAUGAUUUACAGCAAAUUAACAGUCUACAAUUUAACAAACUACAUCAUAGACUGCAUUAUUCUUACAAUUAAUUUAUAAAUAUAUAAAACACAUUUGUCUAAGAUGUUUUUAAAAUGUUUUACAACUUUGUUUGAACUAAAUUGUAAAUUACGCUACCCUGCUACCACUGGGAUCCAAGGUUAGAAUCCCCAGCAGUGCUAUUGGCCAGUCAGGCUUCCACACACACGAUCACACUGGGGAAACCGAACCCAUCAUGAACCUGACCAGGGUAAAGCUAUGGUAGAAUAUGAAAAUGAAAUCAAAAUAUGUGUGAUGAGGGGACAUGAUCUUAUAUAUAAAAUAGUCAUAUUCACAA
Trichomycterus rosablanca is the source of this 3990-nucleotide messenger RNA. It is a transcript of the gene heatr6, whose product is annotated as HEAT repeat containing 6. Bases 1 to 3573 code for a protein of 1190 amino acids. The transcript has 20 exons. The record is from RefSeq and is a predicted model, not a curated record. Lineage: Eukaryota; Metazoa; Chordata; Actinopteri; Siluriformes; Trichomycteridae.